UGCAGCAACAAACUACAAAGUAAAGAGCUCCCAGCUUUUCUUGCAAAAAUCGUAAAAUUCUAAAUACAGAAAAAGAAAACAGAAAUGUCUUACACUACGCCACUGAACGCUAGCAAUGCCAAUACUUGGGCUGAGCAAAGUGUCAACAAGCCGCACUACACACCGGGUAAGACGCUGAAAAAGGCCUUCAAGUUAUUGUGUCGUGUCUUCAAGCCAUCAACAUCAUUGGGCAAGAAAAGCAUUACAUCACAGAAAGUGGCGGAGCAGCGUAACAGCAAACAGGCGGAGGAGUCUACGCUCAACUACAGCAUACUGACCACAUCCUCAACAUUUAGCGUAGAAGAGUAUGAGAAUGAUCUGAAUGAAUUGGCUGAGUUGCAGGCUGCAGCUAAUAGGGCGAACGCUGCUGAGUAAUCAUUGGACGACUGCUGAUUGAUAUUCGUGAAUGUCUGUCUGCAUAUCCUACUGGCAAGCCGCUAGUGCCUUCAAGGACCUGGUACGUCCAUAAAUUGCACCGCUACACUCCCACAAGAAACGCUUUUCACAGCUUUAAUAGUUUAUGGUAUAGCUUAGCGUAUGUACGCGUGUGAUGCAGUCGAACUGCCAACAAUCGAUCGUCGAUGCUAGUUAGUGCCCAUAAUUCGUUUGCGUGCGAGUUCCUGCUUUUUUUUUGGUGGGAACAAGCCGUGAGCUGGCCUACUUCGAGCGCAUUGUCGAUGUUCAGUAGCUUUAAUUUUUACAAAUCAUUUGUCUUCCAUUUAGUUUUUAAGUAACAA
Messenger RNA from Anastrepha ludens (Mexican fruit fly), 776 nucleotides. RefSeq lists its product as uncharacterized. The coding region runs from base 85 to 414 and encodes 109 amino acids. The transcript has a single exon. Lineage: Eukaryota; Metazoa; Arthropoda; Insecta; Diptera; Tephritidae. The record is from RefSeq and is a predicted model, not a curated record.